Messenger RNA from Meira miltonrushii, 1136 nucleotides. RefSeq lists its product as uncharacterized. Gene Ontology annotation, molecular function: hydrolase activity, hydrolyzing O-glycosyl compounds. The annotation marks the transcript as partial. Gene Ontology annotation, biological process: glucan catabolic process. Lineage: Eukaryota; Fungi; Basidiomycota; Exobasidiomycetes; Exobasidiales; Brachybasidiaceae. The transcript has 2 exons. The record is from RefSeq and is a predicted model, not a curated record.
UAUGAUGCUCCCUUCAUCAUCACUUUUCGGCGCUUUGUCGCUAGGAUUCGCACUCCUUCAAACAAAAGUCAACGCGGCUACUUGGAGUUUAUCAACUACAAUUAAUCCAACUGAUUUUGAUAAUCAAUUUAAUUAUUACAAUCAAACAGAUCCAACACACGGUCUCGUUUUAUAUCAAGAUUAUCAAGACGCAAAAGCAAACAAUUUAACCGGAAUCGCACAUGGAAAUUAUUUUAUGCGUGUUGAUACAACUGAAGUGCAAUUAGCAGGUAGAAGAAGUAUUCGUUUAGAAUCAAAACAAACAUAUCAAGAUGGUGUUUAUGUUUUGAAUGUUUCUCACGUUCCAAUUGGAUGUGCUGCUUGGCCUGCUUUUUGGACUUUGACCGAAAAUGAAUCUGCUUGGCCACAAGGCGGUGAAAUUGAUAUUUUGGAAAACUUUAACGAUUUAUACAAUGGACCUGCUGCUACUUUACAUACACAAGAUAGCUGUAUCGUACCAAAAGCAUCUGAAUCGGGUAUGCUACUCUCAAACAAUUGUUCAGCAUAUACGCCUAACAAUGACGGUUGUUCUGUCGUUAUGAACGGUACUUCCAAGCCAACAUGGGGUACAGCGUUCAACCAACAAGGAGGCGGUAUUGUGGCAAUGGAACGUGCUUUAGGUUCAACAGGAAGUGGUAUUCGUGUUUGGAUUUGGCCACAAGGACAAGAGCCAAGCGAUUUGCAAUCUUCUAGCAAUUCAGUCGAUCCAAGUACAUGGGGAACGCCAAAUGCCGAUUUCAAUGUUGCAAACAAUUGCCAUACUGAAUUUGGUCCUCAUAGAAUUAUCUUUGACAUCACCCUUUGUGGAGAUGCUGGAUCACGUACAUACAAUACAUCGGGUUGCAACUUGCAAUACCCCGCAUGCUCUUAUCAAGUUGGUUACAAUGGCUCAUCCUUUAACCAGUCUUAUUGGUCUUUGGGAGGAUUACGAGUCUUUGCAACAGGAGGUGGAACAGAUAACGCACAAACAUCACCCAACACUCACAAAGAAGUUUUUACUAGUCUCUCAGCGGCAAGUUUGAUGUCCGUUCCGGUUCAAGCUGGGAGUCUAAUUACCUUGCUUUUGUGUGGUGCUGCAUUGUUGCUUAUUUAAAUAG